AUGGUCAGAAAGAGAGAUCGAUUUUGGGAAUAUGUAGAGCCUCUGGAUGGCAAAUUUAAGUGCAAGUUUUGCGAUAGAAAGUUUGCUGGUGGUAUUCCGAGAGUUAAAUCACAUUUAUCUGGAAUUAAAGGCGGUGGUAUAGAUAUAUGCACCAAGGUCCCUGAAGAUGUUCAAAUUGCUGCUACUGAGGUAAGACCGAAGAGACCUCACUUAAAAUGCAUCAGUAAGGACGACGUCAUGCUGGAUAAAUUGCUUGUUAAGUUCAUCCUCUUUAAUGGUGAUGAUGUCGACAUUGUGCGGAGGCCAUCCUUCAUUGAAUUUGUGAAUGCUGUGGCUAAACAUGGUUCUCAUUAUAAGUUGCCACAUCGUUCGGUAGUCAAAACAAAGUUAGUGCCUGAUUUGCAAGAGGAAAUUGGAGAGUAUGUGGCAAAUGUGAAGAAAUCAUGGGUUAGAACUGGCUGCACACUCAUCAUUAAUGUUUGGCGGCGUGAGAAGAGAUCCUUCAUGUAUAUCUUUGCUUCUUCUAUUGAAGGGGUGGUCCUAUUGAAUGCGUUGGAGAUUCCCAAUGAUGAGUUUACCUCAGAUUUGGUGGAAGAGAUUUCAAAUUUUGUCACUCAAGAAAAUGGGGCCAACAACUUCGUGCAGUACAUAACCGAUACUGAUCCAAGAGAAGAAAUCUUUUUUGAUAUUAUGCCAAAUGACGACCUUUCCCAUGUGUACAAGACUACAUGCGUUGGCCAUAAAAUACAAUUACUCUUCGAGGAUAUAUAUUGUGAAAUCUCUUGGAUUCGAAAGGCAUUUGAUCAAGCGAGAGCAGUUGUCACUAAGAUUCACAAGCAUGAUGGCAUCUUAUCAUCGAUGAAGCAGUCCACAAACUACUGGCGGUUGGAACAAUCAUCAACAACAACAAAUUUUUUCUCACACUAUUAUAUGCUUCAAUUAAUCAUGAGGCUUGAAACUGAGCUGCGAUUGCUUGUUUCAUCAUCUGAGUGGCUUUCGUUGGGUUUAGAGAAGGAUUAUUCAGGCAUAGAAGUGGGUGAAAUCAUUCGCAGUUCCGAAUUUUGGCCUGAAGGGAAAGAAGUCCUGCAUGCUUUAGAACCGAUAUUUCGGCCGUGGAAGUGGCAGAUGAGGCUAUAA
Molecule: messenger RNA, 1137 nt
Organism: Eucalyptus grandis
Lineage: Eukaryota; Viridiplantae; Streptophyta; Magnoliopsida; Myrtales; Myrtaceae
Exons: 3
Coding region: 1-1137 (378 amino acids)
Molecular function (GO): DNA binding
Source: RefSeq, a predicted model, not a curated record